This is a messenger RNA of Vitis vinifera (wine grape), 4246 nucleotides long. RefSeq names its product putative pentatricopeptide repeat-containing protein At1g19290. The record is from RefSeq and is a predicted model, not a curated record. Bases 152 to 2971 code for a protein of 939 amino acids. Gene Ontology annotation, molecular function: protein binding. NCBI's taxonomy places the organism in Eukaryota, Viridiplantae, Streptophyta, Magnoliopsida, Vitales, Vitaceae. The transcript has 3 exons.
UCGUCUUAAAAAAUGGUAAUUGCGGUACAUGAGGGAGCCGAGAGCCCGUCCUAAGAUGUUGAUGCGGUUUGGAAAUCAACGAUUAGGAGCGGCCGCAACUGUAAAUCGGAUGACCCGAUGAAGGUAGGCGGAUCCAACUCAACACGUAUCAAUGCACAGGUACUUCUCCAUCUUCACUCCUCCACUUCCCUCACGCCUCCAUCUCCGUCGGCCAAUCCACCUUUCACGGACCCUUCUCUGGAAGCUCCGGGACGAAUCCCAUCCAGCCCCACCCGAAUUAGUCUCCCGCAUCUGCCGUCUCGUGCUUCUCCGCCGUUGCAAUGCCAUCUCCAAACUUAAUUUCGUCUUCUCUGACGAUAUCGUCGACGCUGUUCUCCGGAACCUCAGACUAAACCCUACUGCUUCUCUAGGGUUUUUCCAAUUUGUUUCUAAGCAGCAAAAUUUUAGACCCAACGUUAAGUCUUAUUGUAAGCUUGUUCAUAUAUUGUCCAGAGGUCGAAUGUAUGAUGAGACCAGAGCGUACUUGAACCAGCUCGUUGAUCUUUGUAAGUUCAAGGAUCGUGGCAAUGUGAUUUGGGAUGAAUUAGUUGGGGUUUAUCGAGAAUUUGCAUUUUCGCCCACUGUUUUUGAUAUGAUUCUGAAGGUGUAUGUGGAAAAGGGUUUGACAAAGAAUGCAUUGUACGUGUUUGAUAAUAUGGGCAAGUGUGGCCGAAUACCAAGCUUGCGGUCUUGCAAUAGUUUGUUGAACAAUUUGGUUAAAAAUGGGGAGACCCACACGGCACAUUAUGUUUAUCAGCAAAUGAUCAGGGUUGGAAUAGUUCCGGACGUUUUUAUGGUUUCAAUAAUGGUGAAUGCAUUUUGCAAGGACGGGAAAGUGGAUGAAGCAGCGGGAUUUGUGAAAAAAAUGGAGAAUUUGGGUGUUGAACCAAAUAUAGUGACCUACCAUAGUUUGAUUAAUGGCUAUGUUAGUCUGGGGGAUGUGGAAGCUGCAAAAGGAGUGCUGAAAUUCAUGAGUGAAAAGGGGGUUUCAAGAAAUGUGGUUACAUAUACCCUGUUGAUCAAGGGUUAUUGCAAACAAUGUAAAAUGGACGAGGCAGAGAAGGUGCUUAGAGGAAUGCAGGAGGAGGCAGCUUUGGUUCCUGAUGAGCGUGCUUAUGGUGUCUUGAUAGAUGGUUAUUGUCGAACUGGAAAAAUAGAUGAUGCUGUUAGGCUUUUGGAUGAGAUGUUGAGAUUGGGCCUGAAAACAAACUUAUUUAUUUGUAAUUCAUUGAUUAAUGGAUAUUGCAAACGUGGUGAAAUUCAUGAAGCAGAGGGAGUGAUAACCCGUAUGGUGGAUUGGAACUUGAAGCCAGACUCUUAUAGCUACAAUACUCUACUGGAUGGGUACUGUAGAGAAGGCCAUACAUCUGAAGCUUUCAACCUUUGUGACAAGAUGCUUCAGGAAGGGAUUGAACCAACCGUCUUAACUUAUAAUACUCUUCUUAAAGGCUUGUGCCGUGUGGGUGCCUUUGAUGAUGCUUUGCAAAUUUGGCAUUUGAUGAUGAAAAGGGGUGUGGCUCCUGAUGAGGUUGGCUAUAGUACUCUGCUUGAUGGGUUAUUCAAGAUGGAAAAUUUUGAAGGAGCUUCAACAUUGUGGAAAGAUAUUCUAGCAAGAGGAUUUACGAAAAGUAGGAUUACUUUCAAUACAAUGAUCAGCGGAUUAUGUAAGAUGGGGAAAAUGGUUGAAGCGGAGGAAAUUUUUGACAAGAUGAAGGAUCUGGGAUGUUCCCCUGAUGGAAUAACAUACAGAACCCUAAUUGAUGGGUAUUGUAAAGCCAGCAAUGUUGGACAAGCUUUUAAAGUUAAGGGUGCCAUGGAAAGGGAACCAAUUUCACCUUCCAUUGAGAUGUACAAUUCUCUUAUUAGUGGACUUUUUAAGUCUAGGAGAUUAGUUGAAGUGACAGAUCUUCUCACUGAGAUGGGCAUAAGGGGAUUGACCCCAAAUAUUGUUACUUAUGGAGCCCUUAUUGAUGGUUGGUGCAAAGAAGGGAUGCUGGAUAAAGCUUUUAGUUCAUAUUUUGAGAUGACUGAGAAUGGGCUAUCUGCCAAUAUAAUUAUAUGCAGCACAAUGGUCAGUGGCCUAUAUAGGCUUGGUAGGAUUGAUGAAGCAAAUUUGCUGAUGCAGAAAAUGGUGGAUCAUGGUUUUUUUCCUGAUCAUGAAUGUUUCCUCAAGUCUGACAUUAGAUAUGCAGCCAUUCAGAAAAUUGCAGAUUCUCUUGAUGAAAGUUGUAAAACUUUUCUUCUACCCAACAAUAUUGUGUACAAUAUUGCUAUUGCGGGCCUUUGCAAGACUGGGAAGGUUGAUGAUGCAAGAAGAUUUUUCUCUAUGUUAUCACUGAAAGGAUUUGUUCCGGAUAAUUUUACGUACUGUACCCUGAUUCAUGGCUAUUCUGCGGCUGGUAAUGUUGAUGAAGCUUUUCGCUUAAGGGACGAGAUGCUGAGAAGGGGUCUUGUUCCAAACAUAGUUACAUACAAUGCUCUUAUAAAUGGCUUGUGCAAAUCAGAAAACGUGGAUCGAGCACAGAGGCUUUUCCAUAAACUUCACCAGAAGGGAUUGUUUCCAAAUGUUGUUACCUAUAAUACAUUGAUCGAUGGAUAUUGCAAGAUUGGUAAUAUGGAUGCAGCCUUCAAACUGAAAGAUAAAAUGAUAGAAGAAGGGAUUUCUCCUUCUGUUGUUACAUACUCUGCCUUGAUCAAUGGUCUUUGUAAGCAUGGAGAUAUAGAAAGAUCUAUGAAGCUUUUGAAUCAAAUGAUCAAGGCAGGUGUGGACUCUAAGCUUAUAGAAUACUGUACUUUGGUUCAAGGUUACAUUAGAAGUGGAGAGAUGCAAAAGAUACACAAACUUUAUGAUAUGAUGCAUAUCAGAUGUCUUUCCACCACUGCUAUUUCUCAUAAACAGGUGGAUUUAAGACCUCAAACUACAAUGAAAUGAGCAAGCCUGAAGCUGUAUGUUGAUCUGUGCUUUAGUGAGUUAAGGGACUUUUGAGAACAUAAUUCAGUUGUCAGAAUGAUUUGGAGUCCAGCCAUGGCCUUGCCUUCUUGAAUGGGCUUCUUCAUGCAUAUUCAGAGGCUUGGGCUGUACAUUGAGGAGGACUAAAUAGAUUCAGUGUAACCUCCUGGAGAGUGUCAGUAUGUGGCUAGUUGGUAUCCUCCCAAAAUCAUAAUGAAGGUUCCAAUGGAACAUUUUCAGCUCAAAUAGAAUAUGAAUUGCUUCUUACUUCCAAAAUUUAAACAUUCAUGGAAAUUUGUGGGAGUGGUUGCUUUGGACUGUCCAAUUCGUAUAUUUGGUCCUAAAGGGACCAUAAUGGAUAAGUGAAGUUGCUGCCGGAUUUUGGGUCCCAGCAUUUCAUCAUUUUCAGAUUUUGGGUAGCACAAAGUUGCAGGUUAAAAUUACCACAUGUGCUAGAUGUUGCUUAAAUGUAUGAAACGCUUAGGGAAUGUACUGAACUGGAAUAAUUAUGGGAGCUGCUUGUCAUUCCAGAACUUUUCAAUUUGAUGGUGGCAUGUGAAAGAUUCAAAGGUAAGGCUGGAAUAAAGCUUAUGAUUGUUUUCUGUAAACUUUCUAGAGACUUUAGUCAGUAUGGAAGAUACUAACCAUUGGUUCAAUUACUGUCUUAAUAAGAAGCUGAACAGGCAGCACCAGUUCAAGAUGGUACAUGAGAAGCUGAAAGGGCAUAUCUCUCUGAAAGGACCUCACUGUUUCCAAAGAAGCUUGUGCUGGAAUGUCGAUUGGAAUAUUAUAUGUACUUCUGUACAUGGGGUUGUGUUACUAUUGUUCCAUUAUUUUGUCCAUCCAGGUUCCAUUCUUGUCGCGUAUUCUUCCAUGCUUCAAUAAGCUUUGUUGCCAUGUAUCAUUUGCCAAUUCAAUUCAUUUAGUAUGCUGGAAGUUGGAACUCAGGCUUCUGCACUCGGAUCCACUCAACAGAUCAUGUCCUCUGCUGUCAAGAAUGUUGCUGCAUUGUCAUUCACAUGGUAACCAUCUUAUACAACUGUUUUUAAUAUUGGAAAUAAGAUGAAGCAGGCUUCUAUGUACACAUUAGACUGGUAGAAACUAGAAAAUUCAAAAUGGUUGUUCUAAUGGGAAACUGAUAGAUGCUAUGGAACAGGAUUAUAACUUCUGAAACAAAAUGUAACUGGAAUGCUAUUCUCUACAAGUUGUCUUUGAGUGCUUUGUUUACUGCAUUAAAGCUUGAAGCUUAUUAUGAUA